This is a messenger RNA of Rhinocladiella mackenziei CBS 650.93, 657 nucleotides long. RefSeq lists its product as uncharacterized. The record is from RefSeq and is a predicted model, not a curated record. The transcript is spliced from 2 exons. The coding region runs from base 1 to 657 and encodes 218 amino acids. NCBI's taxonomy places the organism in Eukaryota, Fungi, Ascomycota, Eurotiomycetes, Chaetothyriales, Herpotrichiellaceae.
AUGGUGCUCUCUUUGAUGGUUGCCCUGAUAACGUGCCCAGCUAUGCUAGCGACGUCGGAAGUCAUUCGCCAAAGUCAAGGGAAAGAUAAAAGAGAAGAACAUCGGGCUCGACGCUGCAACCUGGUUGCCACCUGUGUCAAAUCAUCGACACGAAGCCGGGAGAUCGAUAAUCGACAAAUAGUAUUAAGGAAUAAUAAGCUUUAUAUCGACACUGGAUUAUCAAGUUACCAGAAGGACGAUGAACCACCAUUUGGACAUCCGUUUGGAGGCUACUAUCUGCCAUAUCCGGACACGAAGUACGAAGGAUUGGUUUCGACGAUUUGUGAAAGUCCUCCAAUCAUGAAUUGGAUCUAUGUCGAUGGAGCCACCUACGAAGUAAAAUAUGGCGUGCGCAGUGACGCACAACCAAACAUCACAGGCCCAUUUGGCUGCACUCGGCAGGAUCGUCGACUGACUCUCGAAGGAUGGGAAGGGUUUGUGGUGGUAGAGGAAGAGGAUGGCCUGUGGGCGCUCUACUACGAUCGAGACGAUGACGGCUUGAAAUCCAAGAUUGCACCAGGGAAGAGAGUACUGGAGGUAGAACUGUGGAGAAGGGAGAAGCGAUGGAAGAAAGAUCCAGUAGCAAGGCAAGCAGAGCAGGCCAAACAAACUAGUUGA